Messenger RNA from Culex quinquefasciatus (southern house mosquito), 600 nucleotides. RefSeq lists its product as uncharacterized. Lineage: Eukaryota; Metazoa; Arthropoda; Insecta; Diptera; Culicidae. Bases 1 to 600 code for a protein of 199 amino acids. The record is from RefSeq and is a predicted model, not a curated record. The transcript has a single exon.
AUGGAUGCGACGUUGAAGGCGACGCUGCAGGCUCGAAGAGUGUCGUUGUUGGCGGCGCUGGGUCGGGCAGAGAGCUUUCAAGCGGAGUACGACCACGAACGGGACCAGAUGGAGGUGCAGCUGAGGCUGGCCCACAUCGAGGAAGCGAGCUCCAAGCUCGAGGACAUCCAGCAGCAGCUGGAGGACGACGAAACCGAUGAUGCGGGUAAGGUGGUACACGAGGGAAUACGGGCUAAUUUUGAAACGCGCCUGUUCAAAAUAAAAGGCUUCCUUCUGUCCAAACAACGUCUUAUUCCUCAACCACGCAAUCCCUCCCCCCCGCAAGCAUCCUCCACUCUCUCUGGCAUUAAGCUUCCGACGAUUACGCUUCCUGAAUUUGACGGGGAUUAUCAGAAAUGGUUGGCUUUUCACGAUCUGUUUGUGGCGCUCAUCCACAACAAUCCCGACCUUCCCGACGUCCAGAAGUUUCACUAUUUGAGGGGAGUUGUCGUUGGGAAGGCAGCCGGCUACAUCGACACGUACGACAUCAAUGCGGCCAACUACCAAAUCGCUUGGGACACUCUUGUGGAGCGCUACAACCAUAGACUAAUUAAAGACUAA